Messenger RNA from Notothenia coriiceps (black rockcod), 2754 nucleotides. It is a transcript of the gene cdca5, whose product is annotated as cell division cycle associated 5. The record is from RefSeq and is a predicted model, not a curated record. Bases 95 to 862 code for a protein of 255 amino acids. Gene Ontology annotation, biological process: mitotic sister chromatid cohesion; mitotic metaphase chromosome alignment; positive regulation of exit from mitosis. Gene Ontology annotation, cellular component: nucleus. Lineage: Eukaryota; Metazoa; Chordata; Actinopteri; Perciformes; Nototheniidae. The transcript has a single exon.
ACUGCAGUUGUUUGUAACAGCCUUGUGGCGAUACUACUCUACAGUUUAGAACUCAUCUAAACAUACUCGGUUAUAUCGCCAGUUUACGGUCAGUAUGAACGAAGGGACGCCCAAAAACAUAAUGGCUGAGUUAAAACCCAUCAACGGCUCACAGAGAAGACGGUCACCGCGGUUGAGCUCUCCUCCGGCUAAUAUCCAGGUUAAAGCUGACAUCAAAAUGGCGUUUGCUGCUAAACGCUCCAUUACUGUGAGGAAAAUAGCACCCAGAAAAACAGUCGCACCGUUGGAGAAAAACAAGGAAAACACGCCCGCCCAGCAGAAGAAGCCGAAGGUCUCCACCCCGGAUCCUGUCCCGGGCCGUGGGGGCUCCUCUUCGGCGGAGAAGAAGAAGCUGAAGGCCAUUGUCCUCUCCCCGAUACUCCCCUCCUCACCGCCGGGCCCUUCUCACCCCCAGCCCCCGGCAGUGGAACCAGGGGACGUGGUGUGGUCGCAGAAGGUGCGCCGCUCCUACAGCAGGCUCAGCGACCAGUCCAUAAACAGCCCCGACUGCAAGGAAAACAUGUUCGGCUUUCAGAACAUGAACACCCCACAGGUGAUCCGGAGAGUCGAGAGGCCGAAGGCAGGUCUGGAGCUUUCUGGAUCCUUGUCUGGGCUGAACUCAUUCACGUCUCUGCUUGACACGGCUGACUGUGGAUCAGCCAUACCUGAGAUGGACCUAAACAUCCCCGGAGUAGUUGUGGUGAAGCAGAAGAGAAGGAGGAAUAAGGUCCAGCAGUUAAGCACCACAGAGAUAGAGGCACUUUUAGCCCAGGUAAACGAAGAGCAUGAAAAGGCAGAGCAGUUUGAGUUGCUUGUGGAGUAAAUAAUGUGACUGAAAGACUGAAGGAUUUUGUUAUAGCAUACUAUGUUCUAGCAGACAUGCGUCUGAGAGGACAACACUGAUAUUCACACAUGUUUUUGUAUAUUUCUAGCUUUAUGUUAUGUACAUUAUUUUGAGUUUUGUGUUGUUCAGUUAAAUGCUCUCAUUGUGUUUGUUUGAGACAUGUUCUAGGUAGACAAGUAAACCCUUAAACCUGUUCUUUGUUUUGUUUUAAACAUUAUACAGAUUUCUUUACUGUGAUUUAAAUAUCUUCUAUCUGUCAUGUUUAAGGUCCAAGAUAAACAAAAACAAAUAUACUUAGUUUUAAAUGGCUUUAAAAGUUUUAAUUGUAUUUUGAAUACCAAACUAAAAUUGGAGCUGUAGUUUUGAAACGUUUAAACAUUAUUUUGAGUAAUGAUAACCUAUUGUAUUAAGGGAUGUUUUUAUACCAGCAGAAAUACAUCUGACCUUUCUUAAAUAUAAGAAGUUUAUAUUUUGUUUUGCUUGCCUGUAAAUACAGUUUCAACAAAUAAAAUCCCCUGAUUUAGAGGGUCCUUCAGCGACAACACUGUCUAUUUUAAAGACAUAUUUGUAUUCUGCCUUAACAAUACAUUUUGAGAUGUCGGUUUUUGGUAAUAGAUCAAAUUUAAUAAAAAUGAAAAAACAAUUUGCAGAGCACAGGCUUUGAAAAAACAACAACACAGUCCUUUACAUAUUGAAACAUGAGUGCAGUUAAGAGACUGUCAUGCAAAACACAUUAAUAUAAUUAAAAGUGUUCUGAGCUUUAAAAAGUGACUGUUGGAGCUGUGAGGGAGAAUGACGGCACUUGUUAGUGAUGAGGUUAACCUGCGCAGGGCCCUAACAAGCUUCUGUCUCACAACGUCUAUAUGUACAGUCUAUGCUAACAACACAUUCCUGUAUGCAGCACUGGUCUCCAGUGAUUAUAAUGAGGCAGACUGAAGAAGCAGUCUGGGCGAUCUGUCUGGAUUUAAUGAGAAUGGUGGACAGGUAAAACAUGUUCCUCUAGAGUCUCUUAAAGGUGUAAAUGGUUGUGUUGCAUAAUGUGCUCUAACGAGGGGGAGUGAUCAACCGUCAUGUCUGCCUCUUAACUGCAGCAUCCUCUCAGAUCAACGGAAUGGAUUCAUGCAGGUCCAACUUUCAUUCAUAAAACCAAAGGGUUAUCAUGGCUCUUACAAUUUCAACAUCACAAAAAUGUAUCAUUUCUAUUUAAAGUAGGGUUUCUUGAUGUUGUAAUAAUAAUCUUUUACAACAGUUUUAUCUUAGACAUUAUGGGUCUUAUUAAGGGACAGAAACAACUACUGCUGGGCUUUGAAUGCAACAUGUUUUUCAAUUUGUAUUCAUAAAUGUGCAUGGGGAAUAUCUUGUAAGUAAAGAAAUUGGAAAUUCCAGUGAUUUAGUAUUGUCUUGGUAUUUGUAAUACAACUCAGUAAAUCUAGCAGUACUUAAAAGCCGAAGUAAACAAAUGCUCUUCCAUUUACUAUUCAAAAAAUAUAUUUAGACAUUUUAUUAUUAUUUCAUUCGAUCUUUUUUGCACGUUUUGGGAGCCACUUGAUUCAUACUGGUGUUGGAAGUCUUUUUCCCAGAUGCUCUUUAUUCCAGCUUUUAUUCAACCCUUAGUUGUUUUACAGCACCCAAUUAAAACAACGCCACAGUGCAUACACAAUAAAUAAAACCAGAAGAUAUUUAUAUACAUUUAAAGCAGUCACCCAGCGUAGUUUUAGGAUGCUGACAAGUUAUAUCUUCACCUGUUGUACAAAACUUGAAAAAAAACGUUAUAAACUAUGAAGUUGCUUGUUUACAUCUGCUGAAAUCACGUACACGUGCUGAUAUUGAAAUGUAAUUGUAUCACUGUAUACAUCAAUAAUAUGUAAACA